AUGAGUAGACUUGUCCAUACUACUCGUUUACCUGUGCAAGGCAUGACUUGCCAAUCAUGUGUACGUGCUAUUACAAAUGCUGUUUCAGAGCUGGACGGCGUGGAUGCUGUUCAUGUUGAUCUGGAGGCUGCUGCUGCUACAAUCACUCAUGACGCCUUGUUAUUGACAUUUACUGACCUAAAAAACUGUAUUGAAGAUUGCGGAUUCGAUGUUGAGAUCACUACCAUCACAUUGCCUGUCCUUGGAAUGACGUGUCAAUCCUGCGUCAAUGCCAUCACUACUGCCCUUUCUGAUAAACAAGGCAUCAUAUCCGUGCAAGUCGAUUUACAGCAAGAAGAGGCCACGGUUUCAUAUGACCCAAAGCUGAUGGGAACACCAGACAUUGUGGAGGCGAUAGAGGAUUGUGGAUUUGAUGUGAUUAUGAGCAACACAGAUGUCUCUCAGCAAACGCAGAUUAAACCACCACCAUCCACAGCAAACAAGACUCAAACUGCAACUACGAAAGAAAAGCUGCUACACGACCCAAUGGCCACAACAACAUCAGCAAACACAGUGCAAUUGGAGAUUCGCGGAAUGACUUGUGCAUCUUGUGUAACUAGUAUAGAAAAGGCCUUGAAAUCCCACAAGGGCAUUUCCUAUGUGAGUGUGGCACUCUUGGCCGAAAGAGCUACGGUUGACUAUGAUCCACUCUACGUGGUGCCUAACACCAUAGCCGACAUCGUUAAUGACGCUGGUUUCGAGGCAAAAGUGAUCCAGCGCAAACAAGACGAUUUACUGCAAUUACAAAUCUACGGAAUGACAUGUGCUAGUUGUGUUGCGGGCAUAGAGGGAGGCCUCAGAGCGCUGCCUGGUGUCAUGGAAGUGUCUGUCAAUCUAAUGACUGAAACAGCAAAAGUCAGAUUCAAUUGUCAUAUCACACAUCCAAGAGCCAUUGUGGAGGAAAUUGAGUCACUUGGAUUCAACGCUAUUCUCGCCAAUACCACCAAAGAUGCCCAGUUGGAAAGCUUAUCCAAGGUGCGAGAGAUCAAGGAGUGGAAAAUGGCAUUUACUGAGUGCCUGUUCUUUACUGUGCCCGUUUUUUUCAUUGCUAUGGUGCUGCCUAUGUUUAGCUGGAGUCCCAUAAUCAUGGAGAUCCCCUUCUUUGUGCCCGGCGUGUUCCUGGUGGAUGCUACUCAAUUACUGCUGACAAUCCCUGUGCAAUUUGGUGUAGGUAAGCGGUUCUUGCGAUCUGCCUAUGUCUCUGUUCUUCAUGGUGCGCCAACAAUGGAUGUGCUGGUCUCUGUAUCCACCUUGGCUGCUUUUGGUUUCUCUGUCUUGUCCAUGUUGAAUGCGCUUGUUACGCAAGCAAAGGUCGCGCCUACUGUCUUUUUUGACACUUCCACUAUGCUCAUCACAUUCAUCGUUCUGGGUCGUUAUCUGGAGAACAAAGCCAAAGGCAAAUCCUCCUCUGCCCUCUCCAAGCUGAUGUCCUUGACCCCAUCCACUGCUUUGAUGGUGACUGUAGACGAGAAUCAUGUUGUCUUGACAGAACGCAAGAUUCCCUCCGAGUUGAUCUCUGAAGGCGAUUUGCUCAAGCUCGUUCCAGGAGACAAAGUGCCUGCUGACGGCGAAAUUUUCUCCGGCUCUACGACAAUUGAUGAGAGCAUGGUUACGGGUGAAGUUGAUGCUGUUCCCAAGAAAGUGGGAGAUACUGUCAUUGGUGGCACUGUGAAUGGAUUGAGCACAUUCAUCAUGAAGGCCACGCGUGUGGGGGCUGAUACUGCGCUUAGCCAGAUUGUGAAGCUUGUGGAAGAUGCUCAGGUCAGCAAGGCGCCUAUACAAGGAUUCGCAGACACAGUCGCAGGCUAUUUUGUGCCUACCGUCAUUAUGCUGGGUUUAGGCACUUUGAUUGUUUGGAGUGUGCUUGUCAAGUCGUUAGGUGUGGAUCAUUUGCCUGCAAUUCUGCAAAGGGAGAUCUUGAAUAAUGGCGAUGGCGGUUGGUUCUUUGUCUGCUUGAAGCUCUGCAUUAGUGUGAUCAUUGUUGCUUGUCCCUGUGCUUUGGGUCUUGCCACGCCAACAGCUGUGAUGGUAGGCACUGGUGUAGGCGCUGAAAAUGGUGUUCUGUUCAAGGGAGGUGCUGUCUUGGAGAAUGGCCAAGCUGUCAACAAGAUUGUGUUUGACAAGACAGGCACGCUCACAUGCGGCAAACUGGAUCUAGUGGAUUCAAAGAGCUGGAGUGGCGUUGAGGAGCAUCGCAUGCAAAUGCUGAUUAUGUCUGCUAUUGCAGAAUCUCACAGUGAACAUUUGCUGGGCCGUGCUGUGGUUGCUACUGGAAAAGAACUGACUGGAUUGGCUGUAUUGGACGUUUUAGCUACUGUUGAUAACUUUGUCAGCGUCACUGGCUUCGGCAUCUCGUGUGAUAUUACAUUGGACCACGAAUUGCCUCUUGACUUGAACCCUGUUGUAAGAUCUUGCUUGGCGCCUUUGUUGAACACAUCACACACACUGGUCAUUGGCAACAAAAAAUGGCUGGAAGAGCAUAAUGGCAUUGGACUUUCUGAUGAACAAGAAGCUGCCUAUCAAGCACAAGGCUCUUUGGGCAGAACAUGUGUUCUCGUUGGCAUCGAUGGUCUCCCCGCCGGUUAUAUUUCCCUGUCGGAUGUGGUGAAACGUGAAGCAAAGCAAGUUAUUGUUACAUUGCAUGCGAUGGGCAUCCAAACUGCCAUGGUUACUGGCGAUAACGAGUUGACUGCUCGCUGUAUUGCUGCUCAAUUGGGCAUCACUGAGGUGCAUGCUGGUGUGUCUCCAAACGGUAAGACGCAGAUUGUCAAGAAGAUGCAAGAACAAGUCUUUGCUCGCAAGGAGUUGCCCUGGUGGUCUCGUCUUAGAGUCAGCAACAGUAACUCGAAUCAAUACUUGCCUCUUUAUGAGAACAGUACUCGCAAGGGUAGCAAGACGGUCGUUGCCAUGGUAGGUGAUGGCAUCAAUGACUCACCUGCUCUGGUUGCUUCCAAUUUGGGUAUCGCAUUAUGCAGUGGUACAGAUAUUGCUAUGGAAGCCGCUGAUGUUGUCUUGAUGCGCAACGAUUUGACGGAUGUUGUUGCUGCUUUGGAUCUAUCAAAAGCCAUCUUUCAUAAAAUUCGCAUGAAUCUUCUCUGGGCAUGUAUAUACAACUUGAUUGGUAUUCCACUUGCUAUGGGUAUCUUCUUGCCUUGGGGCUAUCGUCUACAUCCUAUGAUGGCUGGUAUUGCUAUGGCUGCAAGUUCUACAAGCGUGGUCCUCAGUAGCUUAACAUUGAGAUGGACUUGGAAGCGACCCACAUUGGAGAAUUUGGAUGAUUUCGAGUACAGCUCCUCCAAUGAUGCCGCAGUUAGAUUGUCCUUGUUGGUGCAUGAGUUGAGAGAUGAACAAGACAUUGAAAUGGCGUUGCAUCCGGCGGACGGGGGCAACUCCCCUACUGCUUCUGUCAAUGAUAUGGAGCAUGAUGGCUUAUUGAAUACUACAAAAAAACAUGCCAAACUCUCACUCGUAGAUAAAAUCAAGGGUGUCUUUUCCAAGAAGCCAAGCUCAAGCGAAUACACAGCUGUGCCUGCUGAAGACGAUGAUUUUUAA
Molecule: messenger RNA, 3591 nt
Organism: Mucor velutinosus
Lineage: Eukaryota; Fungi; Mucoromycota; Mucoromycetes; Mucorales; Mucoraceae
Exons: 1
Coding region: 1-3591 (1196 amino acids)
Biological process (GO): monoatomic cation transport; copper ion homeostasis
Cellular component (GO): membrane
Molecular function (GO): P-type divalent copper transporter activity; copper ion binding; nucleotide binding
Source: RefSeq, a predicted model, not a curated record